AUGGAAGAACAAGAUCUUAGACAAACAGCAAAAGAAAGCCAACGAAUUAAUAUACUUAUAGAACUUUCCCUUGAUGGAAAAUUUAAAUGGGUAGGACCUUCAUGGAAAGAAGUUGUUGGUAUUGAUCCGGAAAGAAUUAUUGGGCAACCUAUAUCUAAUUUCUUAGUUGGAAAUGAAAAUAUAUUUUCAUAUGCUACUAAUGUGCUAUUAAAAGAUGAUUCUCAUAUUUUUAGAAUUCAUUUUAGCAUUCUAGCAAAUUUACCACCUGAUAAAGAUGGGGAUGCUUUUAUUAUUUCUAAUUAUGAAAGUCUGUAUCCUAGAGCUACAACUGAUAUUGUUUGUCAAGGAGAUUUUACAGGAGUUAUUGAAAUGGAAGGUCAUGGUAUACUUAUUCGUGAUAGAUUUACAUUAAAUGCUAUACAUACAAUGUGGAUAGCACGACCUGUUAUAGAAAUUGACCCUAUAGUAGUGAAUAUUGAUGAGGGUCUUAUUAAAACUCUUGGAUUUGGAUCUCAAGUUCUAUCUAAUUUUUUAGAAGCAUUGGCAAAUGGUAAUCCUCAAAAAGCUAUUUUACUUCCUGUUCUUUGUAGAAUAUGUGAACGUCAAAUACAACCUUGGUUUUUCGAAAAACAUACUGAAUUGUGUACAGUGCUUCACAGAACAGAGUCUAUCGUUCAGGAAUGUCAGGAUAUUCUUCAAGAUCAUCGAGAAAUUCUUAGUAAUAUUCUUAAACUUUUUAAUGAAAAUCCAGGCAAUCCAAAUGUUGUGUUUGAAUAUAGAAAUCAUUCUAUAAGAUCUACUCCUUCGGUUAUUGUGUCAUCAAGUAUUUUAAAACCUUUGGGUUCCCGAGAAAUAUCCUAUAUUUCACAAAUACAACUUAUAGAAACACUUUUGGAUUAUUGUGAAACAGCAUUGGAAAUAAAUUUGCCGGCAAUAAAGAGUGAAUUUGUAGAUAUUCCUAUAAAUGAACUUCGUGUUCAGUCUCCGGAAUCUCGGAAACGGAUAUCAUUAGUUUAUAAUUGGACGCCUCCUAAUAUUGAAGAAAUAGGAUUAUCUUAUCUUUGUAAAGAUACUAAAGCAUAUAUAUCUGCUAAAGUUGAUGCGGUAUUGCGUGUACAGAAUAUUAUUCUAUAUUCCGAAAGAAUUCGUCAGGAACUUGAUGCCCAAGUUCAAAAUAUUAUUAAUGAGACUAUACGGAAGUUGGAAGAAGAAAGAAUUUUGUCUAUUGAAGAAUCCGAAUCCGAAUCUGAAUCGUCAUUUCGACAAAGAUAUUGCAAUGCUAGUAGUGAUUUUCCAGAGUUUUUAAAAGUACCUAUAUUAGAUAGAGAAAACGAAGUUUUAUCGUUGGUUUCUCUUAAAGAGUCGCCAACUUUAAAACAUUCUUUAUUACAAAAAAGUUCAUCUGAAUUAUGUAGUAUGGAUAACAAAGGAUUUUCGAAACUUUCGGCAUUGAAAAAUUCUCCACUUUUAUAUAGUUGUGAUGAAAUGCCUUUAUCAUUUGACUUUAAGAAAAAAGGUGGUAUAUAUGGUUCGCCAAGGCGCAAACCUUCUCCUGUUCGGUAUGUUUCGUCUCAUAGACAAAUUUCUCCACAUAGAAAUUUGUCCCCAUCAAGAAGAGUUGUUUCUCUUACUUCAUCUCCAUUAAGGUUUCAUCGAAAUCACCCCUCUGUUUGUGAUUUAACUCCUAUAACAUCGCCUUUAUUAUCAUGUUCAGAUUUUUCUCCUUCACUGGUCGAUCAUACUAAUAAUUUUUAUCAACGUUAUUGCUCUUAUACGUCUGAUAUAACUAGUCGAAUACCUCCGUUAUCACCAAAAAUUUCAUCAAUUACACCUGCAGUUAGAACUGUCCCUUCAAUUAAAGAUUUUGAAAUUAUUAAACCAAUUAGUAAGGGUGCAUUCGGCACUGUAUAUUUGUCUAAGAAAAAGGCUACUGGGGAUUAUUAUGCUAUUAAGGUUCUUAAAAAGGCAGAUAUGAUAGCUAAAAAUCAAGUGAUAAAUGUACGAGCAGAACGUGCAAUUCUUAUGGCGCAAGGAGAAUCUCCAUUUAUUGUUAAGCUCUUUUUUACUUUCCAGAGCAAAGAUUAUCUCUACUUAGUUAUGGAAUAUUUGAAUGGAGGUGACUGUGCAGCUCUUGUAAAAGCAUUAGGUGGUCUUACAGAAGAUUGGGCUAAAAAAUAUAUCGCAGAAGUAGUUCUUGGAUUGGAAUUUUUACAUGAUAAGGGUAUUAUUCACAGGGAUCUUAAACCGGAUAAUCUCCUUAUUGAUCAGCGAGGACAUUUAAAGUUAACCGAUUUCGGUUUGUCAAGAAUAGGUUUAAUAAGACGACAUAAUAUUAAUUAUAUUUCAAAUGAAUCUAUUUUUGAACCCUUUUCCCUCCAAGCAUCCAGUUUUUCUCGGUCAGCAUCUUAUGAUUUUGGAAAUCAUUCAUUUAUGUCAGCAAGUGCUAUGUCAAUAGAAUCUUCUUUUCAAACUACAAAUCUGAUGAGUUCAACAAAUCUCAAAAGAAAUGAAUCUCAUGCUUCUGAAAAUCAAGCUUAUUUUGGUAUAAAAUCAGAAGGAGAUAUAGAUAGUAUUUGUAGUACAUUUGGUAAAUUUAAUUUAGAUGAACAUAAAAAGUCUUUUUUUGAAGAUACUACGAGUUUUGUUAGCAGUACUUCAAGCAGUUUGGGGGGGUCUAAUUUUCAGUCAAAUAUUGCACCUUCUCUGACAGGCCUUGGGAAUCAACCUUUUUUAAAUCUUUUUAGUCCUAAUGAUACAACGAGGAAAUUUGUUGGAACUCCGGAUUAUCUUUCUCCAGAAACCAUUAACGGUAAAGACGAGGAUGAUACAGGGGAUUGGUGGUCGUUGGGUUGUAUUCUUUUUGAAUUUCUUUAUGGUUAUCCUCCAUUUCAUGGAAAUACUCCAGAAGAAGUAUUCGAGAAUAUCCUUUCAAGAAAAAUAGAUUGGCCAGAAACAAAUGAUGUUAUAGUUUCAAAAGAUGCAAAGGAUUUAAUGAACAGGCUUAUGUGCGUAGACCGUACACAAAGAUUAGGAUCUAAAGGUCCAGAUGAAGUUAAGUCUCAUCCUUUCUUUUCUGAUAUAAAUUGGAAUACAUUGCUUAACGAGGAUGGCUGUUUUGUUCCUACUUCAUUGGAUCCUGAAAAUACAGAAUAUUUUGAUACUCGUGGUGCAAUUCUUGAGAAAUUCGAUGAUGAUGCAGAAAGUUCUAAUACUCAGAUUGAUAAAAGUCAACCUAGUAUUUUAAAGAAAGGGCAUCAACGCGAUUCCGAUAUAAAAAAUAAUUCUAUGUCUUAUAAUACAUCUUCAUGUUCUGAGAAUUCUAUCUUAAAAACUCAAAAACUAAAUGAAACUUCCAGAACAGCUGAUUUUGGUUCUUUUUUAUUUAAGAAUCUAGAAGUUCUUGAAAAGGCUAAUAAAGAUGUUAUUCAGAGACUACGUUCUGAACAUUUAUCUCAAUCAUCUCCUAUCACUUUGGCUAUUGAUACAGAUUAUCAAAAACAUCGCCAUCGAUCUAUUUCUACUAUUAUUCCAAAAGAAUCCUUGUCAACAUCACCAACAUCAUCUGCUUCAAUAUUGUCUACGUCGCCUAAUUCUUUAAUGACAAAAGUGUCACUUGUUUCAUCAUUUCCCGCUUCGCCACUUAGCUCAGUUUCAUCUCUUGUCAAUACUACUAAGAAACGUUUUUCAACUAAUAUAUCAAUUUCGAUUCCUAAAGAUGAUUGUCUGAAGAUACCAAAACAUACUAGAAAUUCGUCUUCGUCACAUAUUGAUAACUCUUUAAUAAAUAAAAUAUUCUCAAAGAAUAAUACUACACGUCGUCGCAGUACAAUGCCUUCAAGAAUGAGACCAUUUAUCAAGGGACAAUUGGAUGGCGGUGCUUUUUUAGAUUCAUGUGAUAAUAAUAAAGGGAAUCAAAUGAUUGAGUUUUCGACUUCAUCUUCUGAUAAUGAAGAAUUGGGAAAUAGUACGCUUUUAAGGAUACCAAGACGUCUACAUCUUAAACGACUUUCAGUGUCUUUUUUGAAUAAUACUUUAGAUAGACCAUUGGAUAUAUUAUUGUGCGAAAAUAAUUUAAUUUCUAGAAAACUUUCAGAAUCAAUUUUAGAAAAACUUGGUUGUCGUGUUGUUAGCGUAUCUGAUGGGACGGAGGCUAUUAGUUAUGCUACUGGAGAUGUAAAAUUCGACGUCGUUUUUACAGAUAUAAUUAUGCCAAGAUUGUCUGGAAUUGAUUUGGCUAGAAUGAUUGUACAAAGUGACAGUAUUAAUAGUACUACUCCAAUUAUAGCAAUGAUAUCAUUUAUGGAUACUGUUCCACGUCCUAAUUAUUUUGUUUCAGAGCUCGAAAAACCACUUGAUCUUAAAUUAGUAGAAAAAGAAUUAGAAAAAAUAUGUAAUUGGAAACAUCAUGAGAACUCUCCUGAUAUUUCUAUCGAAUCUACAUCUUUUAAACAUUGACUUUAUGUUUUUUUA
Messenger RNA from Pneumocystis murina B123, 4470 nucleotides. RefSeq lists its product as hypothetical. The transcript has 8 exons. Gene Ontology annotation, cellular component: nucleus; cytoplasm. Gene Ontology annotation, biological process: phosphorelay signal transduction system; peptidyl-serine phosphorylation. The coding region runs from base 1 to 4455 and encodes 1484 amino acids. Gene Ontology annotation, molecular function: ATP binding; protein serine/threonine kinase activity. NCBI's taxonomy places the organism in Eukaryota, Fungi, Ascomycota, Pneumocystomycetes, Pneumocystales, Pneumocystaceae. The record is from RefSeq and is a predicted model, not a curated record.